UAGUACGCCAACACGUUUAGUACAUUUCGGGGUUAAGUUCUAAAAAUAAACAUUUUCUUUCAAAACUGGUGAAUAUUGUGAUUGAGCGGUAGACUGAACCUUCCGUCUACCUCGAUUGCAGCUUCGAUGCGCUGUUUAAAAAGUGACUACUGCUGUUGCUAGUAGUGCUUAAAGUUGCUAGCUCCCCUAAUCCCGAGGAAAAAAGCAACUAAGACCCGCCAAGCCUCAAGCACUCAUGGGCAAUCCGAGCUUGACCUACGAAAUUUUGCUCUAUCUGAAUUCCUUCUACUUCGGGAUGUUCGCAACCUGUGAGUUGGGAAUGAUGACCCUCAAGGCAGUCAACUUACCAUAUCCGCAUCAAGUCUUGGUACAGGAAACAAUAAUUUUGCUUGCUCUUUGUUUGGUCGAAACGAUAAGAAUUAUAUUCGGCCGGAAGGGAAGUCUCAGCGACCAUGGCUGGCAAGUUAUAUUAUCAGUUAUCCUGACUAUUCCUUGUGCGCUUGGAGUUAGUUAUCUCCUGUUCUAUCAAUUACACCGGUUGCGCCUCGAGUACAUCCUAUGUGCCUUAAUGUUAUCUCUUCAUACAGCGGAAUUACUGUUUGCCCUAUUAUUUAUUUGUUCACUUUGCCGUCCAGUUUCGUAUGAAUAGGUUCUCCCCUCUCAAUAUUAAUUUUAAAUCAGCCUAAAAUGCAAAGACUAAAGUUUUUGUAACGGAUGCCCGCAAUCAACUACAAUUGUAAGAAGAUAUUAAAAUCUCUCACCUAAACGGCAAAUCAGAAAUUGAUCUGAAUUCAACGUUACUAGUUAAACAAAAAAGAGUAUCGAUUUUAUGUAUUUUGAUUUUCGAUAGUUAUAUUUUGAAUAUUCGUUUGAUCUUUUCGCGGAAUUCCCUGAUGGUUUCACAAGUUGAAAUAAGCAGUAGAGUAAUAAAACACAUCGCAGUGCCCUGGGAAAACCAGGAUGAUUUUCAAACAAAGUACGAUUAUUACAAAAUCUUAAAUUAUGUUCGAAGACCUAAGACAACGGUAACUUAACCAAAUAUUUUCGUUACAUAUUAUAUACUCACCGAUUUGUUAAGGCUCGUUUUGAAACGCAGUUUAUUUCGAGUACAUUUGUAGGAUUUAAGUAAGUUAUUUUUGAUUUGUAAGUAAUCGAUCAAAACUGGAAUUUUAUUUAUGGGUUUUAUAAAUGUAUUUUGACAUCUCUUCGAAUGUAGCUCUAGAGCCGCAGGCGCCAAUUGAAAGAAAUACUCAAUAGACUACCAAGUAAGACGUAAAUCACAAAACGGGUUUGGCAAACCUUUGAUCAAAUAUAUAGCUGUGAAAUCAAAGCAAAUUUUUCAAUGUUAGAACAAAGUUCUUUCAAAACCGAAGAUAGUGAACGUAGAAGUAAUAAUAGUUUAUUGAAAAACAAUGAACCACACAUUUUGGACAAAUUGUUCUAAAGACCAUAAAGAAUAAUGUAUUCGAUCAACGUGGUUCUCAUAGCCUAUAUUGAUAUAUACAACAAAUUCAGUGUAACAUAAUACAUACCAUAUACUCACAUACGUUAUUCAUUUACUUCAAUUCUUAUCUUUCGAACAAAAAGAUUUAAAACUGUAAGAAUACUAAGCUGAACACUGCAUAACAAAUAUAUUUGCUAGCUGCUAUAACACGGAAAAAUGUCGAAAUUAACGUUAUAGAUAGAUGAUAGCAACAAAUCGUUCGAAUAGAUAUUGUUCUUAAGCUUUCUAUUCUCCAGAUAAAUCGCCUCUAUGAAUACUUCACCAGUCAGAAUCUUCUUAAUCUUUUCAUCCGAGGAAUAUAUUUGAAGAAAAUUAACCGUUGAAAACAACUAAAAAUGAAACAUUGAAAACAACUAAAACAACAUAGUAAUUGCCACUCAGAUACGGCUAGUGAAGUGCACUGUAUGCAACUCUCACUCGAUAUACUCAAAUAUUUAUUAAUGAACGAUUUUCUACUAAGAAUGCCAUACACUCAUACACAUCACUAUAGCAGGAGCGUGCAGUCACGAGACAUUUUCAAGACAUAAUCAAAUCUAUACAUACUGUGUUCUUUUGUCAUUAUAAUUCACAACAAAAGACUUUGUAAUAAAGAUAUCUUUAUACCCGAU
Molecule: messenger RNA, 2112 nt
Organism: Wyeomyia smithii (pitcher-plant mosquito)
Lineage: Eukaryota; Metazoa; Arthropoda; Insecta; Diptera; Culicidae
Product: transmembrane protein 216-like
Exons: 3
Coding region: 236-649 (137 amino acids)
Biological process (GO): non-motile cilium assembly
Cellular component (GO): ciliary transition zone
Source: RefSeq, a predicted model, not a curated record